AUCGCCAAAUACCAUAAUGAACGUACGUGUACGUGAAAGUAAAUCUGUAAAUUUCUGAUAAGACGUUAUGUCCACAUACUGUUGCAAUACGUUGCAAAAUCUAUUCUGGACUGCGUGAGAUAUUUCAUUCAGAUUACAUGCUGAUUUACUGAAUAAUUGCUAUGGCCUCAGACGAGAGUUUAACUGCGAUUCAGACGCAAGCAAAAAAGAUGCCAUUGGAAUGGUUCAUCUUCAAUAGUUGCGAGCACCAUGCAUACUAUAAAGAAAGGGGCUGUUCGUGUCCAAUUUGCGUGAACGAUUUAAUCAAAUGGGUCGACAUGGAGACGGGACUGCUGGAAUUCAAGUACUUGGACGGACGGGGUGCAGAAGCACUGAGACGGAGCAACACUGUUGAAGACAUGAGCUUGUUCGAGUAUUAUGAACAAACAGCUGCACGCCAAACAAGCAGCUGCACGCCAAAAAAAGGAUCCUCGAAGAAAAACUUCAAGGCAGCUGUGAACAAAUGCUGUAGCAAAAGCUAUUCUAUCUUGGAGAGAGUAGAAAACAAUAAGGAACAUGUCAAACAGUACCGAUUUCUGAAAACUCGAGAAGAAAUUCAUAACUUAUUCAAUGGUGCCUCAAUUUAUUAUGAUGAAACUAGUAUUGAGGCAAUGACGUCCAGCAGUGGCAAUGUGGAGUCGCAGGUCUUUCAAAACAACGAUAGCGCUCAAGAUAUGGCCAUGGAAGUUCAAAGAGGUCAACAGGUUUCGGUUACCAACGGUGUCUUACAUCCAAGAAUAGGUAUGUCGUUUCCUCCACACCCAGUGCAUCUCACUAGCACUCAAAAUGUUUCCCAUGAUUCCAAUUACGAGAUGCCCGCUCAGCUGCCGCAUCAAAACUUGCAACAUGUCUCAAAUGGAGCAAAUGAAUUACCCAUAAUUUCUGGUACAAUGCUGGGCGACAACAAUUUUGACGCUACCUAUGGUCCGAACAAUUCAAGCGCUAACACGAUUCCAGAUAACGUUAACUUGGGUCCGAAUGGUUCAAGCGUUUACGCGAUUCCAAAUAACUCAAACAUGAUUACGGGUGCAACUGGUUCGAACGUGACUUUUGAUUCACAUACGAUGGGAAUCAAUUCAACUAAUACCAUGCAUUACACGAGAGAAUGGAUUAACUCAACUUCUGAAGGGCAUGGUCAUUUGAAUAUUAUUGCAGAGCAAUCAAGAGCAGAUGAAGAUUUUACUGGCGAAACUUGGAAUGACCUUUUACGCUCCAAUCUUAAACAACAAUACCAACAAAGAAAACUUCACGAGAACGCAAAUUUGCUUUUACGUUUCAAUCAGGAGAAAUCAUUAUUGAUAACGUUUCAUGGACGACCGGGUAGAAUAGACCAAACACCUAUGCUCACUGAACAAAUUGAUGGAACAGAGUUUGGAGGAUUUCGCAUUCUGCCUUGGUGUGACUCAAGAAACCUGCCAAUAAAAACAAGCAAUACUCAACAGUUUGGACCAACCACAGACAUUGCAAAAACAGUGCAGGCUCUACUUCGGUUUGAAGGCUACACUUAAAUCAGAUUCCCCAAAUCAUCACAUGCGCUUCGAAAUUCGCAAUUUGUUCAUUGAACACAUCUUGUGUCAAAAUCAACUUCGAGGGAUUGACGAUGGGAUAUCGACAGUGACAGGAAAUUUGGAAGCUUUAUCCAUCAGCCAAUCAUAAAGUGCAGCUAGAAAUGCCUAUUGGACUUUAACUUCUGGCGCUAACGUAAACGAUUGUUUUCUGUUAUACGUUUCCUAAAAAUGGAAACAGCUGCUGACAGAGACAUAUUUUUUUGGGUUUUGAUUAAUUUUAACUGAUCACCAGAUUUAUAAAAAAUAAUUCGAUUAAAGAGAGAAUUGAACAUUUGAGCAAAUGCUAAUUUUAUUUCUUGAAACGAAUCCCCCUUUGCAAAACGGAGGAAUAGUUAACAAGAUGCAAACGAAGUAAUUCUUGGUUGAACUCAACUUGAUUAUGGGC
Molecule: messenger RNA, 1992 nt
Organism: Symsagittifera roscoffensis
Lineage: Eukaryota; Metazoa; Xenacoelomorpha; Acoela; Convolutidae
Source: RefSeq, a predicted model, not a curated record